This is a messenger RNA of Salvia hispanica, 1928 nucleotides long. It is a transcript of the gene ALDH5F1, whose product is annotated as aldehyde dehydrogenase 5F1. The record is from RefSeq and is a predicted model, not a curated record. Lineage: Eukaryota; Viridiplantae; Streptophyta; Magnoliopsida; Lamiales; Lamiaceae. Gene Ontology annotation, molecular function: succinate-semialdehyde dehydrogenase (NAD+) activity. Gene Ontology annotation, biological process: GABA catabolic process; aldehyde metabolic process.
UCCAGCAGCAAGCAUCAGCAAUACAAGUGUUGGAAUCCCAAUAAUUGUGAUCUUCUACACUUGCGACGCAGAGGAGGUUGGUCAACACUUGUAAACCAUAUGGCGUCGGCACGCAUCGCCACGGCAUUUACCCGCCGCUCUCUCACUCACCGCUUUGCUGCCACAAGAACUCAACCGCGCUCUCUAUUUUGUUGCCAGGCACAUCAGAUGAGUACGGACGCAAGCAGUGUUGCUGCUCGUCUCAGCAGCUCGGGGUUCAUUAGAAGCCAGGGUUUCAUUGGUGGCAAAUGGACUGAUGCAUACGAUGGUAAAACUAUUGAGGUCAUCAAUCCUGCAACAGGCGAGGUUAUAACAAAUGUUUCAUGCAUGGGUGCUAGGGAGACAAAUGAUGCUAUUGCUUCAGCGCAAGAAGCAUUUGUUUCUUGGAGCAAGGUAACCGCUGCUGAAAGGAGCAAGUGUUUAAGAAAAUGGUAUGAUUUGUUGAUGUCCCACAAAGAAGAGCUCGGUCAACUUAUGACCUUAGAGCAAGGAAAACCUCUAAAAGAGGCCAUUGGUGAGGUUGGCUAUGGAGCAAGUUUUGUGGAGUUUUUUGCAGAAGAAGCCAAGCGAGUUUAUGGGGACAUCAUUCCAGCAACAUUACCUGAUCGUCGGUUGUUUGUUGUAAAACAGCCAGUUGGAGUUGUUGGGGCAAUUACACCAUGGAACUUUCCUUUGGCAAUGAUUACACGCAAGGUUGCCCCUGCCCUUGCAUGUGGAUGUACUGUUGUCGUGAAACCCUCAGAAUUUACUCCAUUGACUGCAUUAGCGGCGGCGGAACUCUCUGUUCAAGCUGGGAUACCACGUGGUGCAGUGAAUGUUGUAAUGGGAAAUGCUUCUGAAAUUGGGGAUGCUCUAUUAGCAAGUCCUCAGGUGAGAAAGAUAACAUUCACAGGCUCGACAGCUGUGGGAAAAAAAUUGAUGGCAGGUGCUGCAGCGACUGUCAAGAAGGUCUCCCUUGAGCUUGGUGGAAAUGCACCCUGCAUAAUUUUUGAUGAUGCUGAUCUUGAUGUGGCUGUGAAAGGAGCUUUGGCAAGUAAAUUCCGGAACAGUGGACAAACAUGCGUCUGUGCAAAUAGAGUGCUAGUACAAGAAGGAAUUUAUGAGAAGUUUGCAGAUGCCUUCUCAAAGGCUGUUAAGAAUAUGAAAGUUGGGCAUGGCUUUACCGAAGGUGCAGUAGAUGUGGGACCUUUGAUUAAUGAUGCUGCAAUGCACAAGGUUGAAUCGUUUGUGCAAGAUGCCAUCUCAAAGGGAGCUAAAGUCCUUGUUGGCGGCAAGAAACACAGUCUCGGGAUGAGAUUUUAUGAGCCCACGGUGCUGACUGAUAUAAAAAAUGAGAUGAUUUUAGCAAGGGAGGAAAUAUUUGGGCCAGUUGCGCCUCUUCAGAAAUUUAAGACAGAGGAAGAAGCUAUUCGCCGGGCCAAUGACACUAAUGCAGGUCUGGCUGCAUACAUCUUUACAACAAACAUGCAACGCUCAUGGCGUGUCUCUGAAGCUCUUGAAUAUGGAUUAGUUGGAGUUAAUGAAGGAUUAAUUUCUACAGAGGUUGCUCCAUUUGGAGGUGUGAAACAAUCAGGCCUUGGCCGUGAGGGAUCAAAAUACGGGAUUGAUGAAUAUCUGGAAAUGAAAUAUAUAUGCAUGGGGAACAUGAACUAAGUUGUUGGCCAUAAAUCGGAACGGAUCGGAUACACCAAUAAAGGCCCGACUGUCUGCGCUUUAAUAAAGCAGCUAGGUAUGGUGGUUGCAUCGUCAAACCCCUACCCCGAGCUUUGUAAACAGCCUUGUACAGUUGAGAUGCACCAUUUAUUUUUAAGUUUUUGUACUGUUCCCAGAAAAAAAACGAAUUCUCUUUCUUGCACCCUUGUUUUAUGUCAUGAACUAUUUGUAGGGAA